GAAAGUUCAACAUCUUUUCAGGCAAAGGAAUAUUAAGAAAAAGAAAACUUUGUCAAAUGAUGAAUUUGGCAUUGAUCUUAAUCCCAUCAUUUUUUGUGUCUAUUUGUGUCAAAGCACAUGCAAAUAAGGAAGCAAAUAUAUAUGAAACAUGCCAAACAAGUCAAUAUGGGACGUAUAAAGUUGCCCUUCGAUUCUGUGACAGAGGAUAUUGGCGUACAACUGGUCAACAGAAAACUCAUAAUGGUCAACAGAAAACUUCUCAUGGUCAUCUGAAAACUCUGAGUGGUCAAAACAAAACUCUUCGCAUUCACAAAAGUGGAACAUCUUGCAAAGAUAUUUUGACAAAAUAUCCAUCUGCAAUGUCUGGAGUCUACUGGAUCGACGUAUCGAAUCAGACGUUUGAAGUGUAUUGCGACAUGGAGACGCAGGGAGGAGGCUGGACACUAGUUUAUAGCUACACCUUUACAAACUACCAAAGCUUUAAGUCAAGCAGCAAUGCUGUUACUCCCCGACCUAACUGGCCAGCAGCUAGAGCAUCGGUACCAGUUUCAAAGACUCCUCCAUUGAGUAAAUUAUCUUUAGGAGCAAUCGAUUGGAGUAUUUGGAAGGAAAUUGGAAACGAGUUCAUGGUGACGUCAAAUAUUAAUGAUUGGAUCGUUUGCCAGCCUAAAACCGGAAGUUUGGUCACAGAGAAAAGUGGAGCUGUAUCAUGUCAAAAUAUCAAGAAUGUUAAUGCUGCCUGCAAAAGCUUUGCUCCUAUAACCGUCUCAUGGGGAUACUAUGGUCCAAUGUUAAGAGCCAGCAAAUAUAUUUAUGAUAUUUAUUAUUACUUUGAAGGUAGCACGAUCAAUGAUUGGCCAACGCACGAUCCAUGUGGCAAAAAUCAAUCCAAUCAAAAGAAAAACGUUCUAAAUCCGCGAGGGAACAUAUAUCUUCGAUAGAACUACUAAAGUGAAACCUGCGCUUUUAGCUUACAUUUUUGUUUAGUUUUACUAUAGUACAAAUACUAAAAAAAUAUAUCACUUGCUGCACUCUCAAAA
Messenger RNA from Xenia sp. Carnegie-2017, 1040 nucleotides. RefSeq lists its product as uncharacterized. The transcript has 3 exons. NCBI's taxonomy places the organism in Eukaryota, Metazoa, Cnidaria, Anthozoa, Malacalcyonacea, Xeniidae. Bases 57 to 941 code for a protein of 294 amino acids. Gene Ontology annotation, molecular function: oligosaccharide binding. The record is from RefSeq and is a predicted model, not a curated record.